AUGCCAAACAACAACAAUAUCCAAGUCGCUGUGCGCUGUCGGCCACUUAAACCCGGCGAAUCGCAGAUCCUAUCUACAGACGGGCUACGCGGGAAUACGGUGACUAUAGACAGCACACACUCCACCUCUCAGCAGAAGGCGUACACAUUCGACCACGUCUUCGGUGACCAAUCAGACCAGGCCAUGCUUUACGCGGACGUCGGUGCUCCCAUCGUAGAUGAAAUGCUGCAGGGCUUCAAUUGCACCAUCUUCGCGUACGGUAUGACUGGCACUGGCAAAACCUACACCAUGUCGAUGGACGAGAAGGACACCGCUGCUCUCAACCCCUCUGACAGAUCUGAUAUAAGCAACGGUGCAGGUAUCAUCCCUCGCGCGCUGCACAGCAUAUUCAACAAACUCGAGUCCCAGCACGCUGAAUGCUCCGUACGCGUAUCCUAUAUUGAGCUAUACAAUGAAGAGUUGCGCGAUCUUCUCAGCCUCAACUAUAAACCACCCCAGACCACAUCCUCCACCAACUCAGGCGACGGGCUUAAAAUGUUCGGCGAUCCUAAAGGCAGAGGCGGCGUCAUUAUACAGGGUCUCGAAGAAACACUCGUAAAUUCCGCUGAAAUGGCUUUCGAGGCGUUCGAGAGAGGUAGUCGUCGGCGGAGGAUAGCCUCGACGAACUGCAACGAGUACUCGAGCAGAUCACACUCAGUCUUCACCAUCACCGUGCACAUUAAAGACUACACGGACCGUGGCGACGAGAUUGUCAAGGUGGGCAAACUCAACCUGGUUGAUUUGGCAGGGAGUGAAAACAUUGGCAGGAGUGGUGCUGUUGAUCUGCGAGCGCGUGAGGCUGGCAAUAUCAACGCCAGUCUGCUCGCAUUAGGCAGGGUGAUCAACGGGCUCGUCGAGCGCAGCGACAGGAACAGAAACAAAAAAUUGUCCGACAAGGCCGCUGAUAAGUCCUACAUUCCGUACAGAGACUCAAAACUCACCCGCCUUCUCCAAGACUCACUUGGCGGUGAAACCAAGACAUUCAUUAUUGCAACCAUCUCCCCAAGCAAGACAAGCAUCGAAGAGACGCUCUCGACACUUGACUACGCCUUACGAGCCAAAUCUAUUGAGAAUAAGCCACAGGUGCAGCAGAAAACGAGCAAAAAUACCUACAUCAAUGACCUAGUAGCGGAGAAUGUGCGCGUCAAGGCGGAAUUCCGCGCGAGCAUUGAGCACAAUAACGGCAUGUGGUUCAGUAAAGAGAAAGUAGCGCAGUACGACCACCUCGUCGACAACAAAGAAAAAUGCGAAAAGGAUCGUGAGGGGUUUGUAGCAGCAGAGAAGGAGCACCUUCACACACUUCAGAAACUAGAUCUCGCCGACAACGAGAUUAUCAUCAAACGCAACACUAUUGCUAAGCUCGAGAAGCAAGUGGAGGGGUUGACGAGGGAGGUGGAUGAGGAGCGGGUGGUUAACGGUGUGCGCGAGAAAGGUGAGCAGGUGAAUUGGAGUGCAGCGCAGAAGUGGCUGGAACACGCGCGCGACGAGCACAGCGAUGUGGAUAUCAUGCAUGGGAUGCUGGAGAAGAAGCAGACAGAGCACGUCAGUGAUGCGAGCACACUCUCCAAAUACCAUUCGGAAACUGCGCAAGUGAUACGUGAAUGCAGCGAAAAAUCCACCAACCACUCCCGUCUCAUAGACGAGGCGAUGGGAGAGAUGGACAGCAGGAAGAGGGAGCUUGCCACAUCUCUCAACUCCAUCCCUCAGCUAGCCGAGAGCGUUAUGGGGGAGUCUGCACAUAGGCUGCACGACCUCAUCGCUCACCUGGCUACAAUGGAAGACGAGAGCAGCGUAGCGAGCCAGCUGUCGUGCGACUCUAUUGUUAACUCAGGCGGACGAGUGAGCGAGAUGCUGGCGACGGUUGUGCGCAAACUCGAGGAGAGCAGUGCAGAAUUUGCUACCACGCUCACACAACUCCUGGAGAGAGAAUUGCAUGGAAUGGACGACAGACUAGAUAAGCUUUUCUACGAAUACACGCAACGCUCCACCGCCAAAGUGACGGCGAUGGAGAAAGAUGUGGAUCAGCUGACGCGCCUGUGCGCGCACAUGGAGGGGCAUUCUGUGCGCGUGGAGGGAUGGCUAAGCGAGGCACAGACGCGACUGCAAGCGUACGCUACGACCAGUGAGGCGAGUAGCAGUGAGCGUACGCGCGCACUAGUGGCUGAGGUAACGCGCGCAAUGCGUUCGUACGAGGAGGAAGAAGCGGGUGAACGGCACAAGCACCUGGAAGCAGUACGCGACCACAUGUGCAGUACACAGCAAGACACGGCCGCGCACGCCUCGCACACCCUCCACACGCUCGAACGGCUCACUCAGUCCACGCGCCACCAUGCCUCCUCGCAGAACGACGAGUGCACGCACCAGAGCGAUGUAUGGGCCAGUGUGCGGCGUGCGACGCGCGAGAUGCAGCAGGGUGUACAGGCCGCCUUGCGCGAUAAUGGAGCCAGUGCGGGAGAGAUGCACAGACAGAUGGAGCAAGAUGGCUUACUGCAAGCGCGCGAGAUAGUUGAGCGCGGUGAGGAGCUGCGCAGACAGGCGAAGAGCGCACACGAAAAUUACUCUUCCCUCUCCCAACACACUCAGUCGGAUGCACGCACAGUGUGCGAAGGCGUCGCGCAGCAUGUCGCACAGGUGCACUUGCGCGUGCAGGGAGAUGUCGAUACUUUGUCCUCUCUCACUGCCUCCGCGGCGGGCGAUAGCAGGGCGCAUGCGGACGAUGUUGGCAGGGCUGUCGCUUCGCUGGAACUCUCUCUCGAUGCUCUCAUGCAGACGCUCAGUGUGGGCGGCAGUAGCAACACCAACAUUCCUCGCAAGAGGGAGUGGGUCGGCGAUGGGGCAUAUGACAUGCAGGCCGUACAGAGCAGAGGCGAUGUGCUGCGAGCUGUAACGGGUGGUCCGCCGAAGCGGGCUAAGAGUUUUGGAGGGGGUGCGGGAGGUGCUGAUGGAGUUGAAGUUGGUGAUGGUGAAAGUAAUAAUGCUCACAAUCAGCCUCACGCUCACCCCCACUCCCACGCAGACUCCGACAGACAGGGCUCGGCUCCGCCUGAGAUGUCGCCACGCAAAGAGGGCGCAUACACGGUCGAUGCGCGUGUGUUAAAGGAGAGCAAGGAAGAAGAUGCGGGAGAGAUGUUUAGGAAGACGCUAAGUAGUCUGAAAGGGGAUAGUGGGGAGGUUGAGAGGGAGGUUGAGAGGGUGCCAGAGAAGGUAUCAGCGGAGGAGAGUGUGGAUAUCGAAGGUGUAGAAGGCGGGGAAGGCGUAGUUGACGCAGAACUUCCUCAUUCCUAUCAACCCCCUCAACCCCCACCCUCGCAUUCAACAAAUGGCCGUCGCGCUCCGCAGCCAAGUCGUCGACCUACAUCAAAUUCAAAUUACACCUCCACUUCCGCCUCUGCACAGGGAAACCCACGCGUGACGCGUAAUAGAGCACCUCUGCGCACUACAUCAACGAAUACCACCAAUAAUGCUCCUGAUGUCCCUGGAACAGCGCGCACGAGAAGCAGUAACAGUAGUAAUAAUGCUGGCAACGCAAACAGCGCGAAUGGAAAAGCGCCACCUGCCAAGAGACGCACAAAACGAACAACUUGA
Molecule: messenger RNA, 3624 nt
Organism: Wallemia ichthyophaga EXF-994
Lineage: Eukaryota; Fungi; Basidiomycota; Wallemiomycetes; Wallemiales; Wallemiaceae
Product: Kinesin-like protein KIF11-B
Exons: 4
Coding region: 1-3624 (1207 amino acids)
Biological process (GO): microtubule-based movement
Molecular function (GO): microtubule binding; ATP binding; plus-end-directed microtubule motor activity
Source: RefSeq, a predicted model, not a curated record